Molecule: messenger RNA, 3681 nt
Organism: Diaporthe amygdali
Lineage: Eukaryota; Fungi; Ascomycota; Sordariomycetes; Diaporthales; Diaporthaceae
Exons: 7
Coding region: 1-3681 (1226 amino acids)
Source: RefSeq, a predicted model, not a curated record
AUGGCCCCCAAGUGUCUAGAGAACACGAGUCUCGUAACUACUUUCCCGGCCGACCUGCUCCCGCCACUUCAUUUCUGGCGCAUUCAACUCAACCAAAACACGCUCGCGUUAACGAACUGCGAAGUCCCUGACUCACGAAUCUCCAAAGCUGCGAGGCCGUACUAUACGUCAUGGCCGAGUCCUGACCCCUCGUAUGGGAGAUUGUCGGCUGGCGUUACAUACUCAUCUGACACCUGGCAGGAAGCACCGGGCGGAAAGGCCAUCAAGGGCUACUUUGUCACGGCUCACAGAAGCCUGACGGCGGAAAUGAUUCUCAAUUUGAAGAUUGACUCUGCGCGAUGGAGGGAAAGCAAAAGGUUCCCAGACAAUAUUCUACCGACAGACUUCGAUAUUGCGCUUAGAUCUUACCGCGACGGUGUUUUGACCCAGGAUGCACCUCAGUAUUCAGGGCUCUCUACGACGCCAUAUCCGUUCCAUGAUGACAAAAGUCUUCAAGACACCUAUAACGACCUUUCCAAAGACAAGAGGGAGGCCUUGGAUGUUUACGCGUUCGAUUUGGCAGAAGACAUCUGGAACAAUGUCCAGCUUCUCGGACUUCGACGCGAAGAUGCUGAAGACUUGGCCAUUGUUCUCCCAGAGUUUCUACGUCAGAUGGCUGUAAGGCUCGCAAACGGAUCCACAGGUCAUAGUACUGAAAAAGAGGCUCAAGCCUUUGUUUACCGAAAUAGACAUAAAAUAUCAGACCAGUUUCGCAGUCUCGUCAAGAGAACAGCCAAUCUCGACAACAGGGAACGCGCCUCGAAGUCCUUUUUCAUGGAUGAACAUCUCUACUCUAGAGUCGCAGAAUGGACAAAAGUUGUGGCAGAGUGCUCUCCAAGACGGUUAUACACCCAGGAAGGAGCCGAAAAUGUUGACAUUCCAGACUACGGCGCUUCAAAAUCCGUGAAGUCUCAUGGCUAUCGGCAUAGAGAAUUUAUCUGCAGCUCCGUGGCGUAUCGAUGGCUACUAUCGACCAUUGGGCGGCACAUCGUACUGAAUACGGAUACUGCUGAAUCAAUGAAUAAGUUGAGAGGUCAUAUACUUCAGUUUUUGAAUCAACGAGUACCCCUACUGAGUACAACACCGUUUGCCCAGAUAUUUCACGUCGAAUUAGUGUUCCACUGGGCACUUGACGCGUUCCUGCGUCAACAGUACGGCGAAAAGGACGUACGCCUCGGAGACGUCAUCACACUUACUGGACGCGGCGUGGACGCCCAGGCGUUGACAUGCUCAUCUUAUUUACGACAGACCUGGCCGUGCACGGGUUUAAACAUACUUGGAUUUGUUCAAGCUGCAUUCGACGGGAGAAUUAUGAAGAAGUCCGCAGAAGGCAAGUUGCAACUAGUGCGUCUCCUGAGCUGGGAAAUUGUCGGUAAUGCCAAGGUCUCGGCUCAAUUCGUUGAAAAUGAUCGAUUCGUUCUUAAUGUCAAUGGAGUAGCGGAUGUAAUAGCAGAAAUAGCCGAACAGAUCGCGUGGCUCGCCGGAUCGCUUCAACAAUCCAGUCUUGCCUUUGGCCCCGUUUCCUGCCGCCCAAGAGUCCAAAACAUAACCACACUUGUCAAGCACUUCAGAGUCGAUUUCCACUACGUCUUCGACAAGAAUGACUUCAAUGGUGCAAAACCUAAUGACAAUGGACACUGCUGGUAUGGGAUGUUCAGAAACCCAGUGGUCGUUACUGGGUAUCCAAUAUUACGCAGACCGACAGGGAAUCCGGGGCUUGAGGUACCUUUAAAUGUGAUGGCUGGAUUGAUCGGGGGCCAGCGAAUUAAUGAGUUGAUGGGUAACCGUUACAUCAAAGGUUUGCGGUCCAUGCUCGUCACGUCGGGUAACACCACCGGGAUUUUCAACUGGCAUCACCUUGUGAACUCGAACGAGCGCCGGAUAUCAUAUUUAUACGGACGCCGUCAUCAAGCGAAAUCAGUAUUGGCAUCGUCCAGCAGUCUGGCAGCAGCCAGACACAUUGUCGGUUGGUGCCCCAAUGUUUCGCACCAAGUAGGGGGCCCAGACAUGAACUAUGCAGUCAAACGCUCGGGACUUCCACAGCCUGGCCGUGAAAUCGCUCUCGAGAAAUUCACACUAGGCUUGUCCCAUAUCGUGACGGGUGGUGCUACGUUUGGGAUCGGCUCAAAAGACACCCCGAUCCAUGUCACAAAGGGCGAUUACAUAGGGAAACUGAGGUGGAUCUCACGAAAAUAUGUCGUCUUUUGGGAUCAAGGGGACAAGCGAGGUUGGCUCGUGAACGGGGUCAGCGCACUGCUCCAUGCGCUACUUGGAUCCCUGGAAUUCUCUCGGACGGACCACUUCAAGACGGCAUUUGAAUUCGAUAUUUCCAAAUUCAAGUACAGCAAAACGCCGACAACGUAUAAUUCGGCUAUUGAAGUACUUCUGAAUGACGAAAAUAGAAAAAUGAUUCUUUAUCCGUCAUCGUCGGCUACGACUACCGAAACAGUCAUCGACAUAAAUGGAGUCGCUACAACAUCUACAAAGACAAGCACGACAAAUUACACCGUGGAAGACAAGGUGGUGGAGUUGUAUGAAUAUCUCGAGAGAAUGAUCGAGUACAAAACCACCAUAGAGACUUCCCCGGGAAUCAAAACCAAGCUUCAGCGGCCACUCCAACAUCUCGAGGGGUGGGAUUUCAAUGAGCUGGUUUCGAUGCGAGAUCCUUUGUACCUCCGUGUCGCAACGCUCGGGCCGAACAGUUUUAGUUGGGUUAAGCUCACGAGGUCGAUUCACGCCAUCACGCUCUUCGGAAAGGGAUUCGGCAACAUUCUGAAGAAUGCUGGCAUAGGAGACCGAGCUCCCUGUCAGCACCUGUCUGAAGUGCCCACCCAGCAGUGCUAUCUGAGUGUGGGCAUCUCAGAUAUUAUGAGCAUUGCCGACAACUUUGAUGGCGAUUUAUCGGCUCGCCCGAUGAAGCUGACCGCGAACCUAGUUUGGCACAAUGCGUCAUAUCCCCGUGACGCAUUCGGUGCUUGUCCCUGUGAAGAAGAAGGAAAUGACCAACCUGUCUUUCCUGUACAGCAAAUUCUCCCAUCGAAACUUCCAAGCCGCCUCAUCGGACCAACGAACAGCCUCGAUGACUUCAAACACGGCGCCGUUGUUUUCGGACAAAGUAAUCCCUUAGGUUUCUUCCGAUGGAUACUUUCCAACAACGGUAAAUGCGAGGAGUUCACUCGUCAGAAGCUGGAGCUGCCCCAUUCAAAUGGACAGGGAGUCAGUACAGAGAAUAGCAGCAGCAUGGCUUCAUCUCAGGAGCUCUCGCCUAGUGCCACACCUCAAUCACCCAGGACAUCUCAGUCCUCUGCCCCGGUAGAAUCCAUCAAAAAACCUUAUUUGAUUCCUUCAGAUUCAGACAGAUUUAACGUCUCGGGGGACUCAUCUAGGGACAUUGAUGGCCUGGUGAUUGAAACCGCCAAGGCCCUUCCGGAACUUAUCGAUUCACAAUCAAAGGUUGACGAGAGUCAAGUCGAAGACAAUAAAAGCGCGAACGCAUCAUCUGCAAAAGCACCCGUCCACCCGACGAGCCUCGGCCCUGACAACACGACCCCAAGGACCGCUGUAGUAAAGGCCAGUCACAGAAAAAGUUUAAGAUUUCUCGAUAGACUGCGACGGAAAUCUAAGCCGGGUCAGGUGAUGUAG